Messenger RNA from Closterium sp. Yama58-4, 645 nucleotides. The record is from the annotation of a GenBank genome assembly. NCBI's taxonomy places the organism in Eukaryota, Viridiplantae, Streptophyta, Zygnematophyceae, Desmidiales, Closteriaceae.
AUGUCGACUGCUCUAUCCCCGGUACAAACCUUUCUGGCGUACGUGCAAGAAGCCACAGGGCUUGCUCCGUCAACAACAAUCUCGUUAUUAGUUCUCAUCGCGUCGAUCAUCUACGUCAUCUUCUCGUACUUUCAGCACCGCGCUGCGCCUGUUCCGCCGCCAGUGCCGGGGCCACCGGAGCCGAUUAAAAUAGGGGAAAUUACCCUCGAGGAGCUAAGCCAGUAUAGCGGCAGCGACCCAGAGAAACCGAUUCUUCUGGCCAUUCGAGGGAAAAUCUACGAUGUGACUCGUGGAAAGCACUUCUACGGCCCAGGAGGCCCCUAUGCAGUGUUCGCAGGGAAGGAGGCGAGCCGUGCGUUUGCCAAGAUGUCAACCGAUCCUAGGGACGCCGUGGGGGAUCUCACAGGGCUCUCCUACUCGGAGAUGGAGACUCUGAGGGACUGGGAGUCGUCGCUGCAGUUCAAAUAUGACGUGGUGGGCACUGUGAAGGGCAGUGAGGAGGACGCGGGGGAAGCAGGCGGAGCAGGGGGGGCAGGGGGGGCACGAGGAGCAGAAGGAACUGAGGCUGAUACGGGUGCAGUUGCAGCAAAAGAAGAGGGAGGGGAGGGGGCUGAGGGAGGGGAGAAAGAAGCUGGGGGUGAUUAG